Molecule: messenger RNA, 1452 nt
Organism: Dovyalis caffra
Lineage: Eukaryota; Viridiplantae; Streptophyta; Magnoliopsida; Malpighiales; Salicaceae
Source: the annotation of a GenBank genome assembly
AUGAACACAGAAACAAUGCAGCGGAAUCGUCAGAAUCUAGGGUCGCGAUCUUCCAAGCCUGCUACCAUUCAUAACUGUGCCCAAUCCGGAGACCUUCUUGGGUUCCAAAGGUUACUCAGAGGAAACCCUUAUCUCCUCAAUGAAAGAAACCCUGUUAUGGCACAGACUCCACUUCAUGUUUCUGCUGGUUACAAUAGGGCUGAGAUAGUUGAAUUUCUUCUUGAUUGGCAAGGAGCGGAGAAGGUUGAAUUGGAACCUAGGAACAUGUAUGGAGAAACUCCAUUACACAUGGCUGCAAAGAAUGGGUGCACUGAAGCUGCACGGUUGCUUCUUGCUCAUGGUGCUUUUGUUGAAGCCAAAGCAAAUAACGGAAUGACACCGUUACACCUUGCAGUUUGGUACUCCAUCGGAGUGGAAGACCACUCAACUGUCAAGACACUGCUGGAUUAUAAUGCUGACUGCAGUGCAGAGGACAAUGAAGGCAUGACUCCUCUGAAUCAUCUCUCACCAGGUCCAGGGAGUGUGGAGUUGCGUAAACUAUUGCAGUGGCAUCUUGAAGAGCAGAGAAAGAGAAAAGCACUUGAAGAAUGCUCUAAAACAAAAGCUAAGAUGGACGAACUUGAAGAUGCUUUAACUAAUGUAGUGGGGUUGCAUGAACUCAAGAGACAACUGAGAAAAUGGGCAAAGGGGAUGCUUUUGGAUGAGAGGCGCAGGGCCCUUGGUAUGAAAGUGGGUAUGAGAAGACCACCUCAUAUGGCUUUCUUGGGAAGCCCUGGAACAGGUAAGACCAUGGUAGCUCGAAUACUAGGAAGAUUACUCCAUAUGGUGGGAGUUCUACCUACUGACAAGGUAACUGAAGUACAGCGUACGGAUUUGGUUGGGGAAUUUGUUGGUCACACUGGACCCAAGACUAGAAGGAAGAUUGCAGAAGCAGAGGGAGGAAUUCUUUUCGUGGACGAAGCAUAUCGGCUUAUACCAUCGCAGAAAGUAGAUGAGAAGGACUAUGGGAUUGAAGCCUUAGAAGAAAUCAUGUCUGUUAUGGACAGUGGAAAAGUCGUAGUCAUAUUUGCUGGCUAUAGUGAACCAAUGAAGCGUGUGAUUUCUUCCAAUGAGGGUUUCUGCAGAAGGGUUACCAAAUUUUUCCAUUUUAAUGACUUCUCGUCUGAAGAUUUAGCAAACAUUUGCCACAUCAAGAUGAAUAAUCAGGAUGAAAGUAGUUCUUUGUAUGGUUUUAAAUUACAUUCUUCAUGCAGCGUGGAUGCCAUUGCAGCCCUGAUACAGAGAGAAACAACAGAAAAGCAGCGUAGGGAUAUGAAUGGAGGUUUAGUUAAUACCAUGCUAGUUAAUGCUAGAGAGACUUUGGAUCUCAGGCUUGAUUUCAACUGUAUGGAUACUGAUGAACUGCAGACCAUCACCUUAGAGGAUUUGGAAGCAGGCCUUCAACUGUUAUAG